AUGCUGCGAGCCUUGAGUCAUAUCCUAGGAGGCACAGCCGCCCUGGAUGAGGGCGAAGCGCAGCUGAUUGAAUCAUUAAGGCCUUCACUCAACGCGGUCAUUGCUGCACUCGACGACAAGCUGACACAGAGAGGACUGGGCAGGAUCUUUGUGACGGGCGGCGAUGCCAUGCGGCGCUUCAAUAACAGGAUCAAAACCUCAAAGAACAUUGAUACGAAGAUCUAUGUUGGGCACGGGCAGAGCACGAAGCCAGUGGUGGAGCUUACCACCCAUGUAUGCGGCAAGACUGUGACCAUGAUGAUCGACUCCCGGAAAAACAUCCUGCCUAGAGAUGCGCACAAGAAGGCCGGAAGAGAGGCACGUGACAAGGGUUUGGGGCUCUUCGAUCAGCGUCUGUUUGAUUACUUGCUCGACGAGGGGCGUCAGCCUACGAUCCCAGACUACCUAGCCCUAUUCUACUGGGCCAAAGAGCGCAAGAGGUAUCUGCCCCCAGAGGAGCAGGGGGGCGAGAAACAGAAGGUCCCCUUCUCUCAGAAGAAGCUGGACGAGUGGCGGCAGGAGAUGCAGACUCAUCUGGCCUCCCUGUAG
Messenger RNA from Klebsormidium nitens, 588 nucleotides. Lineage: Eukaryota; Viridiplantae; Streptophyta; Klebsormidiophyceae; Klebsormidiales; Klebsormidiaceae. The record is from the annotation of a GenBank genome assembly.